This is a messenger RNA of Danio aesculapii, 2380 nucleotides long. RefSeq names its product solute carrier family 35 member F3b (gene slc35f3b). The record is from RefSeq and is a predicted model, not a curated record. Lineage: Eukaryota; Metazoa; Chordata; Actinopteri; Cypriniformes; Danionidae. Bases 148 to 1434 code for a protein of 428 amino acids. The transcript is spliced from 7 exons. Gene Ontology annotation, cellular component: membrane.
GCAGCACUGGCUGUCCCGCGUGGAGCAUGCACGAGGAUCCUCUGAGGGAGAUCAGGGCUACACACAUCCACAGCAGUCCGGACACUAAUCAGCUUUUAGCGAUGUAGUCGAUGCGGCUUGAGCUCCGUCUGUCCGAGCUCGUCAAAUAUGAAGAAACAUUCGGCCCGGGUCGCGCCGCUGUCCGCCUGUAACAGUCCGGUGCUCACGCUGACCAAAGUGAGAGGGGAGGACCGGCCGAGGGAGAACGUCGUGGGCACUGCUGACGGACAGGCGAUGGUGGGCGGAGCAGGGGUGGAGUCAGGUGCGGGGAGACAGAGAUUACGCUGCUGUGUGCGAGUGACAGCUGUCCAGGUGCGGAAAGCAAUAUGGGGUGUGGCCAUGGUGAUGUGUGUGUGCUCGUCAUGGGCAGGCUCCACCCAGCUGGCCAAACUGACCUUCAAAAAGUACGACGCACCGUUCACUCUCACAUGGUUCGCCACAACCUGGAACUGCCUCUUCUUCCCUCUGUAUUACAUUGGCCACUUGUGCAAGAGCCCUGAGAGGCAGACACCAAAACAGAGGUUCAGAGAGUGCUGCCGGUUCUUCGGGGACGAUGGGCUGACAGCGAAGGUGUUUUUCACUAAAGUGGCUCCUUUCGGCCUGCUGUGGAUUUUGACAAACUACCUGUACCUUCAGGCUCUGAGGAAGAUCAACAGCACCGAUGUGUCUGCUCUCUUCUGCUGUAACAAAGCCUUCGUCUUUCUGCUGUCCUGGAUUGUGCUGCGCGAUCGCUUCAUGGGCGUCAGGAUUGUUGCUGCCAUUCUGGCCAUCGCUGGAAUUGUGAUGCUGACGUACGCUGACGGUUUUCACAGUCACUCUGUUAUCGGUAUUACCCUGGUGGUGGCCUCGGCGUCAGCCUCCGCCCUCUAUAAGGUGCUCUUCAAGCUGGUGUUGGGUAGUGCCAAAUUUGGAGAAGCGGCUCUUUUUCUGACCAUCGUCGGUGGUGCAAACUUCAUCUUCAUGAGCUUUGUGCCACUUUUACUGUACUUCACACAUGUGGAAUACUUCACAUCUUUUGCUGAUCUUCCCUGGGCCUGCAUGUGUGGAGUCGCUGCUCUCCUACUAGCAUUCAAUAUUCUGGUGAAUUUUGGCAUUGCCAUCACAUACCCAACUCUGAUUUCUCUCGGCAUCGUGCUGAGUGUUCCUGUCAAUGCAAUGGUGGACCUGUACACCUGUGAUAUCCACUUCAACACAGUGCGGCUCAUCGCUGUGUGCAUCAUCUGCCUGGGCUUUCUGAUGCUCCUGUUACCAGAGGACUGGGACCAGUGUUUGAUUGAGCUCGGCACCAAACUCAGAAAGCGGGAACAGCCUGCUGAACCAGCGGACAGCGGAAACAGCUCAGGACUCAACUGGACCCGACGGGCCAGAACCUCCAUGUCCACGUUUACUCACUGACAUGCAGUCGCUUUCUCCCAUUCAUGGUCAGGUGAUGAGGGAUGCUGAGAGGAUUUCUUUUUUUUUUCUUUGAGCAAAAUCACUUGGUGGUUCUUCUCACUGUAAGCGGAUUUGAUUGUUUAUGUGAAACUCAAGAGCAGAGGUCCCAAACUAUGGCCUUGCGUGUCAAAUUGAACUUAUGGAAUAGGUCAUUAAAUGUUAAUUGUUUGUCCUUAAAUGUAGUCCACAUAUCACUCAUUCAUUUUCAUUUGGCUUAGUCCCUUAUUUAUCAGGGCUCACCACAGCAGAAUGAACCGCCAACUAUUCCAGCAUAUGUUUUACACAGCGAAUGCCCUUCCAGCUGUUCACCUAUAGCACAUGUCUUUGGACUGAGGGGGAAACCGGAGAGGAAAACCAAACCAACAUGGGGAGAACAUGCAAACUCCACACAGAAAUGCCAACUGGCCCAGGCGGGCUCAAACUAGCAUCUUUCUUGCUGUGAGGCGACAGUGCUAACCACUGAUCCAUCAUGCCGCCAGUCCACAUAUCAAUUUUUAAUAAUUAAAUUUUUGAUUUAGUUGCAAUUUAAUAUACUGUUAAGGGGGAAAAUACAGUGAAUAAAGACUGUGAACAUUUUGUUUUUCUGGAUUUGUUAGGUUAUUGGUUUGAGUAAAAUAUUAUAUUUGUUCUAUGAAGGUUUGAAAGCAUUGCUUCCAGUUGUGAAGAUUAUUGCUGUCUUAAAAUGGUACCAAAAAUGCUCUAAAUGGAAUGUAGCUAUGCUUGUAUUCUUUUAAUGACUGAUGACAUUUCAUCAAGAAAGAAGUGCAGACACAUUCAAAUACACAAUACUAGUGUUCUUCAGAAGAGUAUAGAAAUCCAAAUGUAGUGGAAUAACCCUGAUUUUCAAGUUUUAAAUGACAAUAUUCAUAUUUGAACUUUGGAAAAAUGUUAUCAGGCCUUUUUAGAA